AUGUCUUUAUCGGUCAAUAAUGGUAUAACAAAACAUUCAGUUAAUGGAAAUUAUUUAUUACCAUCAACAUUACCAGAAUCAACUGACGAAGAAGACUUAUCGAAACCACCUCGUCGAAUGAGUAUUCUUCAAUCAGACAAAGCUUUACGUGAUCAUGAUAGUAAACUAAUCUAUACUGAACGUGUUGGAGCAAUUUCUCAUUGUUAUGAAGAAAUUUUGAAUAAUCUUGGGGAAGAUAUUCAUCGACAAGGUUUAUUAAAAACACCAAAACGAGCAGCAGAAGCAAUUCUCUUCUUUACUAAAGGAUAUGAACAAGCAGUUUCAGAUGUUGUUAAAAUUUUGAAUAGUCUUGGGGAAGAUAUUCAUCGACAAGGUUUAUUAAAAACACCAAAACGAGCAGCAGAAGCAAUUCUCUUCUUUACUAAAGGAUAUGAACAAGCAGUUUCAGAUGUUGUUAGUGAUGCUGUUUUUGAUGAAGAAUGUGAUAAUAUGGUUGUGAUCAAAGAUAUUGAUAUAUUUUCGUUAUGUGAACAUCACUUAGUUCCUUUUUUUGGUAAAGUUUCAGUUGGAUAUUUACCGAACAAAAAAGUUAUUGGUUUAAGUAAAGUUGCAAGAAUUGUUGAAGUAUUUAGUCGCCGUCUUCAAGUUCAAGAACGAUUAACUCGGGAAAUUGCUGAAGCAAUAAAAGAAGCAAUCAAUCCUCAUGGUGUCGGUGUUAUUGUUGAAUGCGUCCAUAUGUGUAUGGUAAUGAGAGGUGCACAGAAAGUUAAUUCACGAACAAUAACUUCUGCAAUGAUCGGUGUUUUUCAAGAAGAUGUUAAAACAAGAGAAGAAUUUGUGUCACUUACAAGAUCAAAAUAG
Messenger RNA from Adineta ricciae, 861 nucleotides. The record is from the annotation of a GenBank genome assembly. NCBI's taxonomy places the organism in Eukaryota, Metazoa, Rotifera, Eurotatoria, Adinetida, Adinetidae.